CCCAUUCUUUGAGUACGUGGCCUUCGAGGAACACCACGAUCGCGACUCCGUAGCGGGAAAAGGAUCAACGUAACGAGCAAAAACGGGGAACCGACGAUAAAAAUCGAGAGAACUGCAAACCUGUUCGCCGGUGUUCCUUAUCCACCCCCACUCGACGAGUUGUUUUAGAUAAGCACCGCCAAGAAUAUAUACUUCUUCGUAGAUCGUGGAGAGAAAUUGUGCAUUCCGGACGUAACCGUCUCGUCCUGCAUCGCUUCAUCGUCGAAUCAGUGUCGACUUCAAUAAAAAAUACAAAAACAAAAUGUUACCCCAACGAUCGAUGGCGAUUCUCGCCCUCGCGUUCGUCACCGUGGUCAACUGUGAUCUGGAUUUGCAAAUGUUGCACGUGGUAUUUCGACAUGGUGAGAAAGUGCCACAGAAGGAAUACCAGAAUUAUCCCAACGAUCCCUACAAGGACUAUUCGUACCACCCAAUGGGCGAUGGAGACUUGACGAACCAAGGUAAGCUGCGUGAAUACAGGAUCGGCACAAUGCUCCGUGAACGUUACGAUCGGUAUUUCGGGCCGGAUUAUUGGCCAGAGAAGAUCUAUGCUCAAUCAACGGAAGUUUCGAGGACUCAGUUGUCUCUCCAGCUAGUUUUGGCCGGAUUAUUCCCGCCCUCCGAGAAGCAAACUUGGAAUCCUCAUCUACCGUGGAUUCCAACGGCGACGUUCUUCGUACCCCACGAAGCUGACAAUCUCAUGUUCCCGCAUCACUGUCCCAGGUAUGUGGAAGAAUAUAAGAGGUUCCUUCGACAGCCGAUCGCACUGGAUUUAAUGUCCAAGUACAAAAAAGUAUUUACUUACUUAACCCAGCACAGUGGGAAAGUAAUAAACACGACAGCUGCGGUGACUUAUCUAUACAACUUGUUCAAAGAAGAGGCCGCCCAGAAUUUGACUCUUCCAAAAUGGACGGAGUCCGUCUAUCCCACGCCUAUGAAAGAAUUACUCGCUUUGGAUUUCAAACUCAGAUCGUACACGAGAACGUUGAAACGUUUGAACGGAGGGGUGCUGUUACGUAAAAUCGUGGACGACAUCGAGGCAUACAAAGCGGGAAAACUAAUGCCAUACGAUAGAAAAGCGUUCCUCUUCGCGGGUCACGAAAUGAACGUUGCCGCUGUCGCGAGAGCUUUGGACUUGGAUGAGCCUGUUGUACCUGCAUACGGGUCCACUAUAAUCUUGGAAACUCUCCGCGAUAAGAAAGGCAGUUAUUACGUUCGGGUUUUAUAUUGGAGCGGAGUAUCCGAGCAGCUGAAGAUCGAAACGAUUCCUGGCUGCACGGAACUUUGUCCUUUUGAAGAGUUCCUCAGUAUCGUGGCCAGCGUGAGGCCGAACGACGAUGAAUAUUACUGCCAACCUGGUCAGACAUUGGAGGAGUCGAAGAAGAAACGCCUUAGAGGAAGAGAGUAUAUUUGCUCCUCGGCGACGAAUCUAGCCCUGGGCAACACUUGGUAUUACCUGCUGACACUUGUCUCUCUUGCAGUUCUUUCUGUGCGCAAUAUCGAUCGUUGACUUUAACGCGUCACCGCGUAUAGCGCAAUGAUACUGUUAUCGCUUGUAUUUUCGGAUAAAAUCGCGUUUCAUGUCUAGAUAACAUCGAUGCAAUCGUUGAAUCUAGAUGAAACGCGAAAAUAUUUAAAACAGACUAGAACUACGGAGGUCAACAUGUACAGACUACUACAUGUUUGAAUCGGAGCAAGGAAGAAGGGUAAAUCAAUACACCAAUACAAUCGCUCUCCUAUUUUAAUAAUCGUCACCAAAAAUUGCGGUAGAAGUAUUCUUAAUAUUCGAAUAAUUUUCAAUAGAAGUUCGAGUUGAAUCUACGAUCAAUAUGGUGGUUCUAGGGAUAAGUUUGCAGAACUGUUUGAAUAACCGUGUGUAACGUAAUGAAUGAAAAAAGAACAUCCGGACAAGAAGUGCAACGUGGCCAUAGGUAGUAACGUAAGCGUAGUACUAGAAUCUAGUAUCUAGUAACUAGAUAGUAAUGUAGGACUUCGGCAUUAGUAUAGUAACGUACAUACUCCUGAAAGUAUUAGAAUUAACGACUCUCUAGUCAGAAGUGUUAACUAUAGUCGUGCGGUUCUUCGAUUUUUAUUCAUUACGUGUUACGGAAGUUAUUGAUCGUAUGGACAUGUAUGUGAGUCUUAUAAAGUAAGGAUGGCACGAGUAGAAAAAGUUGAAAAAUAUGUUUACGCCUAUAUUUAUGGUUCCUUAGAUGGAACUUACGCUUUAAUUUCUCAAAGUGUGGGGAAACGUGCCCUUGUGCUCAGUUGUAAUAGAUAUUAAGAAUUGUUAACUGUAGAUUUAAAGGAAACAAGAAAUCUUAGUUAGCGUAUUUCAUUAUAAAUACUCCAUUAAAUCGAUAGGUUAAAGUUCAAUAAAAUACUAUUGAGUCUAAAACAACGUCCAACUAAAAAUGUAACCCAACGAUCGUUGGCCAUACCAAUAUCCUUCUAAAUGAGUAAAGCCCCGUGUUUGGCUGUCCCGAAAUCAGAGCAAAUUCGAUAUGCAAGUUGAUGAUUCGAUUUUCCUAUUUCGGUCCAGGUUAAAGGUUCAGGAACCUCCGCUGAAUCGAAAUAGCUGAAUGUAUUUCGAUCGGGGCCCAUCAUUUUCUACGAUUCGACGAGAGUAGUGGAAGUAUAAAAAUAUGAAUCGCGGUUACCAUCUCGAAAUAAGCGUCGAUGAGUACUAAAAUUAAGUGCACUUUUACGGUCCAAAAACUUUAAUGUACUAUUUAUAAUUUAUGCACUUCAUUUGAGGAGCUUUACCUCGCUUAAUCCGCAAUUGCGUUUAUAGCAGACGUACUCUUGCUACUUUACUACGUCCUAUGAAUCUCUCACGUUUGGACUAUUAAAAAAUGUAUAUUUUUCGAACGUGUGUAUGUCUUUACGUUUAAGUUUUAUAUUCUCAUCUCAUAGUCUGAUUAGUCUGCGAGAAAAAUCAGCCCAUGAUACCUCUUGUAAAUUUUUGCUUUUCCAAACAUUGUAAAAAAUAUUUUAAAGAAGUCUUAAAGAGAAAUAAAUUCUAUCGAUAAAAUCAAAAU
Molecule: messenger RNA, 3080 nt
Organism: Hylaeus volcanicus
Lineage: Eukaryota; Metazoa; Arthropoda; Insecta; Hymenoptera; Colletidae
Product: venom acid phosphatase Acph-1-like
Exons: 7
Coding region: 302-1549 (415 amino acids)
Biological process (GO): dephosphorylation
Molecular function (GO): phosphatase activity
Source: RefSeq, a predicted model, not a curated record